AUGGAGACAAAAGUUCACAGAUUUAGAUUUUACAACCCUAAGCCAGUACCAAUUCAGUGUGUUUCUUAUGACAAAAAUAAUAAACUCUUAGCUUUGGCAAGAAAAAAUGGAAGUAUUGAAAUAUGGGAUGUUAAUUUUGCUCCAUUUCUAAUAAAGUGUAUACCUGGUGGAGAAAAUUCUUCAGUUGAAGCUUUGGCUUGGGUUCAUGAAAGGUUACUUUCUACUGGCCUUGGGGCUGCUUUGGUAGAAUGGGAUCUUGAAAACUCAUGUAUAAAGAAAAGUGUAAUGCUAACAGGAUAUGCAGCAUGGUGUCUAGAUGUAGACGAGGCUAAAACAAUUGUUGCAGUUGGUACAGAACAGGGUUAUGUAAAUAUUUAUUCUGUCAACAAUGGUGAUAUUGUAUACAAGAAAUUGUUUGAUAAGCAAGAAGGCAGAAUAUUAUGCUGUAAAUUUAAUAAACUUGGAAAUACACUUGUUACAGGAUCGAUAAAUACAAUUCGUGUGUGGGAUGUUAACACUGGUCAUGCAACAUGCCGCAUUUCUUGUACUCGAAGAGGUGAAGAAGUAAUAGUGUGGAGUAUUGGCAUUUUAUCUGAUAACACUAUUGUGUCAGGUGACAGCUAUGGUCGUCUUACCAUUUGGGAUGGUACUGUUGGGGAUCAGAUUGAAACUUUUGUAACACACAAGGCAGACAUUUUGACAUUAGUGAUAUCUGAUGAUGAAAAUUCCCUUUACUGCAGUGGAGUCGAUCCGGUAAUAACAAUGUUUAAGAAAGUUGAAAACACUGAUAUUCCAUCUGAGUAUCGCUGGGUAAAAAAUAUACAACGAAAUAUACAUGAACAUGAUGUCAGAGCACUUGCAAUAAAUAAGGAUAGAUUAAUAUCAGUAGGUGCUGAUGGGUAUGUCACAUUGUCUAGUUACCCUCCAAAGAAGGUAAUGAGGAUACCACCAAUGCUACCAAUGCCUCGAACAGCUGUAUCAGCAGAAAAGAAAUUAUUAUUAUUAAGAUUCAAUAAUCAUCUUGAAAUAUGGAAACUUGGCUCUUAUGCUGUAAACAAUAAGGGUGAUGUCAUUAUCAAUACAGGAAUGAAACAACAUAGCGAGGAAAGCGAUAAUCAACAGUUAGAAAAAGAUACGGAAAUUCCGUUUAUAAAAAAAAAGCAUCAUGAAGAAAAACAAAGAACAUUACAAAUUUCAGAAGAACCAUUAAAAAUUACCUCAAUACAAACAAAAGGAAAGAAAGAUUUAGUGUGUUGUAAUAUUUCACCGAAUGGAGAACUGAUAGUUUAUUCUACUGAGAGUGAUGUCAGAAUGCUUAAAUUGGAUGAAGACCAGGGCAACAUAUCUCUACAGAAGUUACCCGUAAACGAGUUGAAGUGUUGUGAUCGAGUGACGUUUUCGGAGGACUCAAAACUGAUGAUCGCAACGAAAGGCACUGAUGUAUACAUUAUGCUGGUUGAUGCGGAUGUGGGUGCGACCCUGAUACAGACCAUAUCUACCAAAAAGCACUUGAAAAAUGGCUCGAUACUGCACAUCGCCCUUUCGAAGCAUGCUCAAAAUGGACUGUACAUUGCUGCAGCGGAUACUAAAGGCGAAAUUGCUGUGUGGGUUAAACGUGCGAAAAAGUUUGAAUAUCUACUUAAUUUACCCAAGUAUUCGUGUGUACCAUCUGCUAUGGUCAUUCACAAUAUGAUGCUUAUCGUGACUUAUGUGGAUCAAGAGGUAAUCCAAUACGAUCUCGAUCAGCAAAAGUUGUGUAAAUCGAAAACUGACAAUGUGACAUUUUGGCGCGGACGCAAAAUGGCCGCCAACGACAUAAUCCCGCAUCCAGCACGAGAUGCUUUAAUAUUCACCGAUGAGACCGCUAUGUGGGUGCUAGAUAGACAGAAGAUGUCAGAAAAUUAUGAACCUCAAGCAAAAAGAAAACAAAAAGGUGCCCAUACGAAUGGAGUAAACAUAAUGCCAGUUAAGUAUUUGGCCGGGUUUCAUUGGCUGGGCGCUAAUGAGGCUGUAAUUGUUGAGACGUUACCUGAACAAAUUUUGAUGCAAUUACCGCCCGUUUUGAAAAAGAAGACACACAAUAUGGUGGAAUCAAAAUAA
Pieris macdunnoughi is the source of this 2100-nucleotide messenger RNA. The record is from the annotation of a GenBank genome assembly. Lineage: Eukaryota; Metazoa; Arthropoda; Insecta; Lepidoptera; Pieridae.